AUGAUUGACGGCAAGUUCUCGCACGACAACACUGUUCCUCCCGCGAAGACCAGAGUCUUUCCUCUCCUAUCCCUCCAAGGCCGUACAGCGAUAGUCUCGGGCGCCGGCGCCGGCAUUGGACUGGCAGUCGCCCAGGCGUUGGCAGAAGCCGGUGCAAAUGUUGCGAUAUGGUUCAACUCGAAUAGGGAUGCCAUCGCUCGUGCCAAGGAGAUCGAAGAGGAAUAUGGCGUCAAAUGCAGAGCAUACGAAGUGAAUGUAUGCGACGCGGACGCUGUCGAGAAAGCCGUCUUUGCGCAAGUUGAGGAAUUCAACGGUCGCCUGGACAUCUUUGUUGCAAACGCCGGCAUCCCGUGGACAGAAGGAGCAAUCAUCGACGGCACCGACAUGUCCGGCCAGAAGCUGCAGAACUACAGCUAUGGCAGCUUCAUCGCCACCUCCAGCAUGAGCGGCCGCAUCGUCAAUAUUCCCCUUUGCCAGGCAGCGUACAACUCGGCGAAAGCUGGAGUGACGCAUCUGUGCAAGUCUCUGGCUGUUGAAUGGUGUCGAUAUGCUCGAGCAAAUGCCGUGUGCCCUGGAUAUGUCGACACAGAGAUCGCCAACUUCGUUCCCAAGGAUACAAAGUCCGUGUGGAAACACAAGAUUCCCAUGGGACGUGAGGCCAUGCCGCAUGAAUUGAAAGGAGUGUACUUGUUCCUCGCGUCGGAUGCCUCGAGCUACAUGACUGGAGCUGACUUGGUCAUCGAUGGAGGGUAUUCAUUGCCGUAG
Cyphellophora attinorum is the source of this 765-nucleotide messenger RNA. Its product is annotated as putative NADP-dependent mannitol dehydrogenase. Lineage: Eukaryota; Fungi; Ascomycota; Eurotiomycetes; Chaetothyriales; Cyphellophoraceae. The record is from RefSeq and is a predicted model, not a curated record. Gene Ontology annotation, cellular component: intracellular anatomical structure. Bases 1 to 765 code for a protein of 254 amino acids. Gene Ontology annotation, molecular function: oxidoreductase activity, acting on NAD(P)H, oxygen as acceptor. The transcript is spliced from 6 exons.